Messenger RNA from Rodentolepis nana, 2223 nucleotides. The record is from the annotation of a GenBank genome assembly. Lineage: Eukaryota; Metazoa; Platyhelminthes; Cestoda; Cyclophyllidea; Hymenolepididae.
AUGCGGAGUAUAAAGCUUCUUGAUAACAAUUCGAUACAUAAACUUUGCUCGAGUCAGGUUGUGCUGACUUUAGGGAUUGCUAUAAAAGAGCUAAUUGAGAAUUCUGUUGACGCUGGAGCUAAAAAGAUCGAAAUAAAGUUGAGAAAUUUUGGAUCCGAUCUAAUAGAAGUUAUAGAUGACGGAUCAGGCAUAAAUGAGGCAGAUUUCGACACUCUUGGAAAGAGCCAUAGCACGUCCAAAAUACAUGAUUUCAAUGACAUAUCGAAAAUUUCUUCAUUUGGAUUCCGAGGUGAAGCCCUUUUCUCAUUAUGCCAAGUUUCUGAUGUUUCAAUUCAUACCAAAACUGAAGAGUCGAAAAUUGGUAUUCGAUUGGAAUUUUCCAACACUGGAGAUUUGAAAUCUCGUCGGCCGUUAGCUCGUAGUCGUGGAACUACAGUCUGUGUUGAAAGGCUCUUCCAUAAUCUCCCUGUUCGAAGACGCCAUUUAACUGAUGCUACUCAUUUAGCCAAAGAGUUUGCUCAAGCUGUUACUCUCAUCUCAAGUUAUUGCCUUUCGUUAACGGAUGUCAAUGUUUCUUGCUAUCGAAUUGACAAGAAGGGAGUUAAAACGCUUGUUGUUUCCAAUAUGGCUGGGAGGUCUAUAUCUUCUAACAUUGCAGCUGUUUAUGGCCAAGCUCAGCUCACUUCUUUGGUAGAAAUUCGUAGUGAUUUCUUAAUUUCCGAAAACCUUAUCGAGGAGUACAAUGUAAAGCUCUCCAAGGAAGAACUUGACGCCAUAAAAAUUUCUGGUUUUAUAUCUGCUCCUCCUACUUCCGGGUGUUCCAAAAACACCGGCCGAUCUUCAGGGGACCGACAGUUUGUAAGUGUUAAUGGUCGGCCUUGUGACCUUCCACAAUUCACUCGUCUAGCCACAGAUAUCUGGCGACGGUGUUGUCGGGAGUCCCUUCUCUCCUCGUCCCAAUGCCUUGGAAUGCCAUCGAGGAGUACUACUUCAGCGUUUCCAGUACUAAUUCUUCUUGUGGAAGUGCCAAAAUUCAUAGAAGCGAAAGUUGACGUUAAUUUGUCACCUGACAAACGCCAGCUCCUUUUGCACUGGGAAAAGGCGGUGGUAAUGAAGUUAAAAGCGGCUUUGACUGCUACUCUCGGAUGCGCAGAUCCGGCUGCUGAACAGUCCAUUGCUGGUCUUCCUAGUCCGUCGAGUUGUUUUACUGCUUCCAGUGUAAAAAAUGAGUCCCAUUCUAGCCAACAACUCAUUCAACGGCCUUUAUUUUCAAAACAUAUCAAGGUCUCUCCUCCAUCUUCAUCACAACCCCCUCAGUCACCUCCGAGUUCUAAAAGGCCUCGCGUUGUGUCGCCUGUCUCAACUCCGUUGACUUCACAACGACCUGUGUUCUCGGGUAACUCGGCAAGGAAGAGCUAUGACAAUCGCUUGCCACAGCUCAAUCGCCAACGUGUUAAAGUUGACUUCUCGUUGGGACGUCUGUUAAAAUACUGGACAUCAAAGGGAUCAUCUCCUGAAACCCCGGAAAUACCAACCACUGGGGAAUUUCAUGCAAAUCUCACUGAUUCCUCCGCUCAAUCCGAGUUAACCACUGUCUUUCGAAGAGAAUGGUUCAAGGAUAUGCGAGUGAUUGGUCAGUUCAACAAAGGUUUCAUCAUAUGCCAAUAUCGAGAUGAUCUUUUUAUUGUGGACCAGCACGCGAGUGAUGAGAAAUUUCGAUAUGAAAAUCUCUGUGCAAAUCAUGAAUUCACCAGCCAGCCCCUUGUUGCACCCCAACAGCUCACCCUUAAUGCCGUUCAAGAACAUGUAUUGGAAGAAAACAUGGAUGUCUUCUCAAAGUCUGGUUUUGUCUUUUCUGCUGAUGAAAAUGCUCCAUUGGGUCAACGAUUUCGCCUAGUGGCAGCGCCUAUGAGUGAGGGCAAAAUUUUUGGUCCCACUGAUGUCGAGGAAAUGCUUUUUGUAUUAUGUGAAGGCUUGUCAAGAAACUGCAGACCCUCUCGUCUUCGUGAUAUUCUGGCUUCACGUGCCUGUCGAAGUGCUGUGAUGAUUGGCACCUCCCUCGACCACAAGCAGAUGAAUCGAGUAAGUUCCGCUGUCUCCAUGCUUUCCAACCUAUCACUUCUCUCAGUGUUCUCAUGGAACUGUGCACAUUUCAAUUUACAGAUCGUCUCUAAUAUGAGCUCAAUGGAACAUCCCUGGGCAAGUGCCAAACCUAGCUUCUAA